Messenger RNA from Anneissia japonica, 718 nucleotides. RefSeq lists its product as uncharacterized. The annotation marks the transcript as partial. Lineage: Eukaryota; Metazoa; Echinodermata; Crinoidea; Comatulida; Comatulidae. The transcript has a single exon. The record is from RefSeq and is a predicted model, not a curated record.
AAAGAUCUUAGCUAUCUGUCUUAUACAGUGGAUAGGGGAUAAACUCAGGAGCGUUAUACCGCUCUCUCAAGCAGCAUACACCAAAGGGAGAAGUGAUACCGAACAUGUAUUUGCUCUCAGAACCCUUGCAGAGAAAGCCAUUACCUCAUCUGAGUACAAGCUUACUCUUCUUAUGCUAGACAUGAGCAGCGCUUUUGAUACAGUGAAUAGGAAAAAGCUCAUCGAGAUUAUAUCCCAAAAUCUAGAACCUGAAGAACUAAACCUCAUCAAAAUAUUAAUAGAACAAGUAGAACUUAAAGUAAGGAUAGCAAAGGAGUUAGGUGACCCUAUUAUAUCAAAUAUUGGGGUUCCACAAGGAGAUUGCCUUAGCCCUAUCCUCUUCACCGCAUACUUAGCAUACAUAUUACAAACAUAUGAACAACAACAACAUCAGACAUACAAUUUCACAUUGAGCCUUCAAUAUGCCGACGACAUUUCAUGGAUAUCUGCAUCACAAGAAUACGUAAAUGAAAUAAAGAAAGGACUGCCACCUCAACUUAGAGACUACAACUUAACGGUAAACGCAUCCAAAACGGAAGACUAUACCAUACAAAGGAAAGGAAAUGAAGAUUGGCGAAAUUGUAAAUUUCUAGGCAGCAAGUUGGGAUCAAGAGAAGACAUCAGGAACAGAAAACACCUCUCUCUAGCAGCAUUCUCUAAAAUAAGUGGUAUACUCUAA